AUGUGGCAGAUCAUCUAUCGCGAAAUAAAAUCACAUUUCGAAAACCCCGACCCAGUGUCCCAGUCAACAAAUACUUCGGCCAAAUCAACACCUACGCACCACCACCUUCCCUCCAACAGAUUACCCCCGAAGACAACCAUUUCGAACCUCAGCAUACAGUACGAGAAAUCUCCAGCGGCCGGUCCUACUACUCUUACCAGACCCCCACCAACCCCGCUACCUCAACCGCUACCGUCGCAGCAAGCCGGCUCUCCUCACCCUCUCCAAUUGGCACAGACUGCUACUUCUCCACCUCAACUCCAAAAACCGACCUACGCCUCGGUCAUCCAACAUGCACCCACAUCUUUAGCGCAACCGACACCUAAAACUCACCAACCCGCACCUACCCUCAAAUUCACACUCACAAUCGAAGAUCUUCAUCGUCGUUUUCACAAUAAACCGCCACCGUUCAAGGACGACAAGAAAACCAGGAAACAUCCGGCUAAUCGAGCCCGCAACAAACCAGCUUCGGCAACACAUUCUUUAGCCAGAUUCUUACACUCAGCAUUGCCCGCAUUCUCGCGGUUCCUAUCAGAAAUGCAGCCAAAUCCGGACAGUCGCUAUCCGUCUCACUUGAGAUUUCACAGCAGCCGCGCCAUGAAGGCAGCCUAA
Messenger RNA from Penicillium soppii, 651 nucleotides. RefSeq lists its product as uncharacterized. The record is from RefSeq and is a predicted model, not a curated record. The transcript has a single exon. NCBI's taxonomy places the organism in Eukaryota, Fungi, Ascomycota, Eurotiomycetes, Eurotiales, Aspergillaceae. Bases 1 to 651 code for a protein of 216 amino acids.